Molecule: messenger RNA, 1196 nt
Organism: Cottoperca gobio
Lineage: Eukaryota; Metazoa; Chordata; Actinopteri; Perciformes; Bovichtidae
Product: annexin A1-like
Exons: 12
Coding region: 62-1102 (346 amino acids)
Biological process (GO): signal transduction; cellular response to glucocorticoid stimulus; phagocytosis
Cellular component (GO): vesicle membrane; plasma membrane; nucleus
Molecular function (GO): phosphatidylserine binding; calcium-dependent phospholipid binding; calcium ion binding
Source: RefSeq, a predicted model, not a curated record
CUGAGAACUACACACUGGGGAGUCUUCAGAAGAUCGUCUUCAGUAGCACAGCCAAGUCAACAUGUCCUUCUUCAGGAAAAUCUUCAAAAAGGCCAUCCGUGACAGGAAGGUCGACGAAGACAUCGUCAAAGUGAAGGGUAAACAGAAGCCAAAGUAUUAUGGAACAGUCGUCCCGUAUCCCAACUUCAAUGCCAGCAGUGAUGCUUCCACUCUUCAGAGCGCCAUCAAAGGACAUGAAGUGGACAUGGAUGUGAUCAAUGUAGUCCUGGUGAACAGAAGCAACGAGCAGAGACAGAAGAUCAAAGUAGUUUAUGAAGCGUCCACUGGAAAGAGGCUGGAUAGAGAUAUGAAGUCGGCUCUCAAGUCAGAUAUAGAGGAUGUCUCUCUGGCUCUGCUCAUGGAUCCCCCUCACUUUGAUGCCUACCUGCUCAGGAAGGCCACAAAGGGCUUUGGCACAAGUGAAGACGUCAUUGUGGAGAUUCUGGCAACAAGAUCAAACCAAGAGAUUCGAGAGAUCAAGAGGGUCUUCAAAGAAGAAUACCAACAUGACCUGGAGGACAUAAUUAGGGAUGAGACCAGCGGUGACUUCACCAAGGCCCUUCUGGCCAUGUUGAAAGCAGACAAAGAUGAGAGCGUGGAAAUCGACAAGGAAGUGGCCCGAAAAGACGCAGAGAUUCUGUUAGAGGCAGGUGAGAAUACCUCUGGAUUCAAUGUCUCUGCCUUCAUCGACAUCCUGACCAAACGCAGCGGGCCGCAGCUUGCCAAUACAUUCGAGCACUACGCUGCCAUCAGUGACAUCAAAUUACCAACUGCCCUAGACAUGGAGCUGAAGGGAGACAUUGAAGACUGUCUUGUUGACAUUGUGAAAUGUUCCUGGAACACAUCGGCUUUCUUCGCUGAGAAGCUCCAUCUGGCUAUGAAGGGCCACGGCACAUGUGAGGACACACUGAUUAGGGUGUUGGUGAGCCGCUCUGAGGUCGACCUGAAGAAGAUUGUGCAGGAAUACAGGGCCAUGUAUGACGUUAGCCUACAGGAAGACAUACUGAUGGACACUAAGGGACACUAUGAGAGCAUCCUGCUUGGACUUUGUGGAGAUCACUGAAAUUCUGUUGAAACCACUUUAAUGGGAAUGAAGACCAGCUUGUCCUGGAGUCCAAAUAAAUCUCACAUCUUUCAAAGUGAUUACAAAAAACGUG